Salarias fasciatus (jewelled blenny) is the source of this 1067-nucleotide messenger RNA. RefSeq names its product protocadherin alpha-3-like. Gene Ontology annotation, molecular function: calcium ion binding. Gene Ontology annotation, cellular component: plasma membrane. The record is from RefSeq and is a predicted model, not a curated record. Gene Ontology annotation, biological process: homophilic cell-cell adhesion. The coding region runs from base 24 to 1067 and encodes 347 amino acids. Lineage: Eukaryota; Metazoa; Chordata; Actinopteri; Blenniiformes; Blenniidae. The transcript has a single exon.
UGAAUGAUAAUGCACCUCAUUUUAUGGAGAAUGUAAUUAAUGUUUUUGUCAAAGAGAACAGUCCAACAGGUUCAGUUAUUUGCACAAUACGUGCAUUGGAUCCUGAUCUUCAAAGUAAUGCCAAAUUAAGUUAUAGUUUGUUAGACAGUGUUCCAAAAUAUAUUCCAGUUUCAUCUGUUUUAAAUAUUAACUCAGAGACAGGUGAGAUUAUCAGUCUGCAGUCUUUUAACUUUGAGGAAUUAAAAACAUUUCAGUUCAAAGUUCAGGCCUCAGAUUCUGGUGUUCCUCCACUCAGCGGCAACGUAACCGUCAAUGUUUUGGUCCUUGAUGAAAAUGAUAAUGUUCCAACAAUCCUUGCUCCUUAUUCUGAGCAUGGCUCCAUCAACAGUGAGAAUAUCCCAUAUUCUGCAGAAGCAGGAUACUUUGUGGCAAAGAUCAGGGCUGUAGAUGCAGACUCUGGAUACAACGCACUGCUUUCUUAUCACCUGUCUGAACCCAAAGGAAACAACCUGUUCAGGAUUGGAACCAGCACGGGAGAAAUCAGGACAAAGAGGAGGAUGAGUGACAAUGACCUGAAAACUCACCCCUUGGUGGUGCUGGUUUCUGACAAUGGAGAGCCCUCCCUCUCAGCUACUGUCUCUAUUGAUGUGGUGGUUGUUGAGAGCACCGCUGACAUCCAGACUCCGUUCAGACAUGUGCCUGUAAAGGAGGACAGCUUCUCGGAUUUGAACCUGUACCUGCUGAUUGCCAUCGUGUCAGUGUCCGUCAUCUUUCUGCUGAGUCUCAUCAGUUUAAUAGCUGUGAGAUGCCACAGGACAGACGGCUCUUUCAGCAGGUACAGCGCCCCCAUGAUCACCACCCACCCUGACGGGAGCUGGUCUUACUCCAAAUCCACUCAGCAGUACGACGUGUGUUUCAGCUCAGACACACUGAAGAGUGAUGUGGUGGUUUUCCCUGGACCGUUUCCACCUGUAGAUGCUGAACUGAUCAGUAUAAACGGAGGAGAUACUUUCACCAGGACUCAGACUUUACCCAACAAGGAAAAGGUAGGCUUUGCUUGGCUGUAA